Messenger RNA from Nannospalax galili (Upper Galilee mountains blind mole rat), 2866 nucleotides. It is a transcript of the gene Prdm1, whose product is annotated as PR/SET domain 1. Gene Ontology annotation, molecular function: DNA-binding transcription repressor activity, RNA polymerase II-specific; histone deacetylase binding; RNA polymerase II cis-regulatory region sequence-specific DNA binding. Gene Ontology annotation, biological process: regulation of transcription by RNA polymerase II; cell fate commitment. Gene Ontology annotation, cellular component: nucleus; cytoplasm. The record is from RefSeq and is a predicted model, not a curated record. The transcript is spliced from 7 exons. NCBI's taxonomy places the organism in Eukaryota, Metazoa, Chordata, Mammalia, Rodentia, Spalacidae. The coding region runs from base 235 to 2709 and encodes 824 amino acids.
CCGGAGGGGGAAGAGCCGGCGCGCGGCUUGACACAGACAGAGCUGCCUGGACGCUCCGGCCCUCCAGUGUCGCCGAGACGCAAGAGCAGCGCGCAGCACCUGUGCGCGCACAGCCGGGACCCGGGCGGCCGCGGUAGGAAAGGACUGACUGCCGCCGUGCGCGUCCGUGCUGCUCAGCCGGCUGGGGACGCGGGAGAAUGUGGACUGGGUGGACCUGAGCCACACUUAGCUCAGAUGUUGGAUCUCCGCUUGGAAAAACGUGUGGGUACGACCUUGCCUGCCCUCAAGUGUAGCUCCAGCUCAGGGAAGUUUCAAGGGUUGGCAGAGAGAACUGAGGAGAACAUGAAAAUGGACAUGGAAGUCGCGGACAUGACUCUGUGGACAGAGGCCGAGUUUGAAGAGAAGUGCACAUACAUAGUGAACGACCACCCCUGGGAUUCUGGCACCGAUGGAGGGACCUCCAUUCAAGCAGAGGCAUCCUUACCAAGGAAUCUGCUUUUCAAGUUUGCCACCAACAACAGCAAAGAGGUUAUAGGAGUGCUGAGUAAAGAAUACAUACCAAAGGGAACACGGUUUGGACCCCUCAUAGGUGAAAUCUACACCAAUGACACAGUUCCCAAGAAUGCCAACAGGAAAUAUUUUUGGCGGAUCUAUUCCAGAGGGGAACUUCACCACUUCAUUGAUGGCUUUAAUGAGGAGAAAAGCAACUGGAUGCGCUAUGUGAAUCCGGCACACUCUGCCCAGGAGCAAAACUUGGCUGCGUGUCAGAACGGGAUGAACAUCUACUUCUACACCAUUAAGCCCAUCCCUGCCAACCAGGAACUUCUUGUGUGGUAUUGUCGGGACUUUGCAGAGAGGCUUCACUACCCUUAUCCUGGAGAGCUCACAAUGAUGAAUCUCACACAAACAGAGAGCAACCUAAAGCAACCCAGUGCUGAGAAAAAUGAACUUUACCCAAAGAAUGUCCCCAAAAGAGAGUACAGUGUGAAAGAAAUCCUAAAACUGGACUCCAGUCUUUCCAAAGGGAAGGACGUCUACCGUUCUAACAUUUCACCCCUCACUUCAGAAAAGGACAUAGACAACUUUAGAAAAAAUGGAAGCCCCGACAUGCCCUUCUACCCUCGGGUUGUUUAUCCCAUCCGAGCGCCUCUGCCAGAAGACUUUUUGAAAGCACCCCUCACCUAUGGGAUGGAGAGGCCCACUUACCUCACUCACAGCCCACUUCCAUCUUCCACAACUCCAAGUCCCUCGGCAAGAAGCAGCCCCGAGCAGAGCCUCAAGAGUGCCAGCCCUCACGGCAGCCCGGGGAACAUGGUGUCACCCCUGGCUCCCGGCCCCCAAGAACACCGGGACUCCUACCCCUACUUGAAUGCGCCCUAUGGCACCGAGGGCCUGGGCUCCUUCCCUGGCUAUGCACCUGCCCCUCACCUCCCCCCAGCUUUCAUCCCCUCUUACAAUCCUCACUACCCUAAGUUCCUGUUGCCCCCGUAUUGCAACGGCUUGAGCGCCGUGAACAACAUCAAUGGCAUCAACAACUUCAGCCUCUUCCCCAGGUUGUACCCCGUCUACAGUAACCUCCUUGGCGGGGGCAACCUGCCGCACCCCAUUCUCAACCCGGCUUCUCUCCCAAGUUCGCUGCCCUCAGAUGGAGCCCGGAGGCUGCUUCCCCCUGAGCACCCCAGAGAAGUACUUGUCCCAGCGCCCCACAGUGCCUUUUCCCUGACCGGGGCUGCCGCGAGCAUGAAGGACAAGACUUGUAGCCCCACCAGUGGGUCUCCAACGGCGGGAACGGCAGCCACGUCAGAACACGUGGUACAACCCAAAGCUACCUCAGCAGUGAUGGCAACCCCCAGCAGUGAAACUGAAGCCAUGAAUCUAAUCAAAAACAAAAGAAACAUGACUGGCUACAAGACCCUUCCCUACCCUCUGAAGAAGCAAAAUGGCAAGAUCAAGUAUGAGUGCAACGUCUGUGCCAAGACAUUUGGCCAGCUCUCCAAUCUGAAGGUCCACCUGAGAGUGCAUAGUGGAGAACGGCCUUUCAAAUGCCAGACCUGCAACAAGGGCUUCACUCAGCUCGCCCACCUGCAGAAACACUACCUGGUACACACGGGUGAAAAGCCACACGAAUGCCAGGUCUGCCACAAGAGAUUUAGCAGCACCAGCAAUCUCAAGACCCACCUGCGACUGCAUUCUGGAGAGAAACCUUACCAAUGCAAAGUGUGCCCUGCCAAGUUCACUCAGUUUGUGCAUCUGAAGCUGCACAAGCGACUCCAUACCCGGGAGCGGCCCCACAAGUGUCCCCAGUGCCACAAGAGCUACAUCCAUCUCUGCAGCCUCAAGGUCCACUUGAAGGGCAACUGCCCUAUGGCCCCAGCCACUGGGCUGCCUUUGGAGGACCUGACCCGAAUCAAUGAAGAAAUUGAGAAGUUUGACAUUAGUGACAAUGCUGACCGGCUGGAGGACAUGGAGGACAACAUUGAUGUGACCUCUAUGGUGGAGAAGGAAAUUCUGGCUGUGGUCAGAAAAGAGAAAGAAGAAACUGGUCUGAAAUCGUCUUUGCAAAGAAACGUGGGGAAUGGACUUCUCUCCUCAGGGUGCAGCCUCUAUGAGUCAUCAGACCUGUCCCUCAUGAAGUUGCCUCACAGCAACCCACUACCUCUGGUACCUGUAAAGGUCAAACAGGAAACAGUUGAACCGAUGGAUCCUUAAGAUUUUCAGAAAGCAAGUGUUUUGUUUUGCUUUGCUUCUUAAGUUGUGACUUGGCGAGUAAGGGUGCCUGUAGCGAAUUGCUUGUACAGUAUUUCAGAUCUGCAAGCUUCCUGACGGCAGGCAGUUCCCCUCAUCCCUCUGGAAUUAAAGAAGGACU